UUCGCUGCCGCGCGCCGAAAACGAUGGCGUUUCUGAGGAGUGUGCCACGACGAUGCUGCGCCGGCAAGAAGCUGGCCAAGUGCGGCGCGCCGCCGUUGGCCGUGAUCGGCCUCCUGGAGAACGCGGCGGCGGCGGCGACGACGACGGCGGCAGCAACGGUUACCAGGGCACCGACGUCGCUGCGGCUGGUUGCACAGGUGCGUGCCUAUGCCACCUCCUCCUCCUCCGCCGCCGCCGCCGCUGACGUCAGGAAGCAACGGCAGCAGCAACAAUCGACGGCGCCUCGGCAGAUCGACCCGCUCGACUUGAAGUUUAACGACCCGAUUGCCGCGUUCAAGAGCAAGACCACCAUGGAGCUGAUGCGUGCCUACGUCGUCUACCAGAUGUGCUCCAUCGAGUACAUCGUGGAGCACAACAUGCAGUUUAUGAAACUGGCGAAGUCGCUGCUGGGCGAGACGCUGUUCUCGAAGCUCAUGAAGGCGACGUUUUACGGUCACUUCGUCGCCGGCGAAGACGAGGUGCAGAUCACUCCGGUUUUAGAUAGGCUGCGACAAUUUGGCGUUAAACCGAUCCUUGAUUACUCCGUCGAGGAGGACAUCUCGCAGGAGGAGGCCGAGCGACGCGAGCUCCAGGCCUCGGUGUCGGAGGCGGGCGACGAGAAGACGGAAGGUCCGCUGAAACAGUUUCACGUGGAGAAGUCGUUCGCCGACCGGCGAUACAAGGUGUCGUCGGCCAGGACGUAUUUCUACCUGAACGAAGCGUCAUGCGAGCGAAACAUGGACAUAUUUAUCAGGUGUCUGGAGGCUGUGGCGAGUGCUUCGAUGGGAAUGGGCAUCACAGCUGUUAAAUUAACGGCGCUCGGUCGGCCGCAGCUUCUGUUGCAAUUGUCGGAGGUAAUUAUGCGCGCACGGCAGUACACAUCAGACGUUAUCGGCGGCGAAGGUGCCGUUCUGACUCAUCACGCGAAGCCUGAUGAUUUCAGGAAAAAGUUCGAGGAAGCACAUAUAAAAGAUGAGGAGUCGGUGCAAAAGUUCCUUCAAAAAAUUCAGUCGGACAAGGAAGGUGUGAUUCACCUCUUUCCGUGGAGCGGUAUUCUAGACGAAAAUUACGAACUGAGUGAAACGUUCCAAGUACCUGAUAUUAAAACGGGCAAGAUGGUCAGGCUGAUGUCGCAGCUCACGCCCAAGGAGGAGGAAAUGUUUAGGAACAUGAUCAGGCGUCUGAACACUAUCGUCUCGGUGGCGGACAAUCUGGAUGUUCGUAUCAUGAUAGAUGCAGAGCAGACCUACUUUCAACCGGCUAUUUCUCGCUUAACGCUGGAGAUGAUGCGCAAGUACAAUACGAAAAAGGCUGUGGUAUUCAACACUUACCAGACGUAUCUACAAGACGCGUUCACCGAGGUGAAAACAGACCUCGAACAGGCGGAACGCCAAAACUUUUAUUUCGGUGCUAAACUCGUUCGCGGCGCGUACAUUGAGCAGGAAAGGGCGAGAGCGGCAGCUAUGGGUUAUCCAGAUCCCACGAAUCCAACAUAUGAAGCGACGACCGAGUCCUAUCAUAAGACACUCAUGGAGUGCCUUAGGCGGAUGAAACAGUACAAGGACAAGGGAGAAGAUCCCAAGAAGAUAGGAAUAAUGGUCGCCUCGCACAACGAGGACACCGUGCGUUUCGCGAUCGAGAAGAUGAAAGAAAUCGGAAUUUCGCCGGAGGAUAAAGUCAUAUGUUUUGGUCAGUUGUUGGGAAUGUGCGACUACAUCACAUUUCCAUUGGGUCAAUCUGGUUACUCCGCGUACAAGUACAUCCCGUACGGACCCGUUAAGGAAGUUCUGCCGUACUUGUCGCGGCGCGCGCAAGAGAAUCGGGGCAUACUGACGAAGAUCAAGAAGGAGAAACGCCUAUUGCUGAAUGAAAUCGCGAGACGUAUAGUGCGCGGCAAGAUCUUUUACAAACCCAAAGGCAAUUACACUCCGGUUUGAACAGUCGAUCCGUUUAGUUGCACACAGACAGAAUUUUAAAUAUUAAAUUAAGUAGUGAUUGUAAAUUAUCGAGAACUCUCCUGAAAGAACUUGAUACGAGCACUUCGGAUUAAAGUAAUUGAUUGAAGUAACUUGACGGACCUGUUACUGUGGUACUCGGAAGAAAGAGAGAGAGAGAGAGAGAGCGUCGUGCGCGUACUGCGCACAUGAGUGUGUAAUGCGAGACUUAAGCGUAUACGCAGUGUUAUCUAUUACGUAAAAAUCGCCUUAGUGUUGUAUUGUCGAAUGGUACCGAUGCUCAAAGUUGCUAAGUAAAGCUACACUGAGAAAAAUGGCCGAUUAAAUAUAAUCGGAUAAUCCAUUUACAUAAUAACAAACGGAC
Molecule: messenger RNA, 2358 nt
Organism: Vollenhovia emeryi
Lineage: Eukaryota; Metazoa; Arthropoda; Insecta; Hymenoptera; Formicidae
Gene: slgA
Product: proline dehydrogenase 1, mitochondrial
Exons: 11
Coding region: 24-1976 (650 amino acids)
Cellular component (GO): mitochondrion
Molecular function (GO): proline dehydrogenase activity; FAD binding
Source: RefSeq, a predicted model, not a curated record